AUGAAAUGGGCGGACCUGAGGCGGGGUCUGGUGGGCACUCUGCACCGCCACCCCCGGCACCGGCUGCCGCGGCCACACUGCCCCUGGUCUCCCCGCUUCGCGAGUCCCCGGCCGGACUGGAGUCCGCUCCAGAUCCGUCCCGGGUUUCCUCCGCGGCGCUGGGAUCUCCGCCCCUCGGAGCCGCCGGGCCGCGGCGGCAGCGGCGGAGCUGCCGUGAAGCUGGAAGCCAACUGGGCCAUAGGCACAUUGGAGGUCCUUAACCCAGAAAAAGAUUCUGCUUCAGAUGUGAAGAUGAUCUCCAAUGUCCAGCCACAGGAGACCCAGGCCAACUCCAGGUCCGGAUUAGGGCUUGAGGCUGAGACCAAGCCUCCAAGGACUGAUCCAGGGCAUGAAGCCCAGUUUGAGGAGGUGCCGGCCAUCUGGAGGGGCGGGGCGGGGCGAGUAAGGGGGUGCAUCUCCGGUGGCUUGAACUACCUCCUGAAUGGCUAUCACAGCUGGCCCCAGGAUCUGUCUCGCCUGGAGGUGCAAGCCAAGGGAAACAGGGGUGUGAUCCCGCUGGAGUCGGUGAACUUGAUCGACGCUGGGGAGGGGCUGCGCUUGGCGCCCUGGGAGCGCAGCAAGAGCGUGGCCCGGCUUCUGCAGAGCUUCUGCUCACAGCUGGUCAAACGACAGCAGCUGGGGGUCAAGGUGGCCCAGGAGCUGAAGGAAUACCGACUCGUGACCCCGCAGGGGAUCCUUUUGCUUUGGUUCAACGCGUUGGCGCUGCUGGCGGGCCUGGGCGCCCGGCUGGCGGUUCUGCAGGCCUCUGGCACCUUGUCGCCGCUGCCAGAGGCCGUGUCCGAGGCAGGCGGUGAAGUGGCACGUCUUCUGCUGUCGCCUUCCUUGCAACGCGACGUGCUCCGGGAGGGACUGGACCCGCAGCCCUACCAUCCCAAAAGAAGCAACCUGCGCCUUCUGGCGGCGAAAGGCCAGGAGUGUCGCGUGGACAGCCUCGCGCGCCCGUGCGUGCUCACGCUGUGCACGAGCCCCUUCCCUACCCCGCAAGGCGGUGACCGCCGGUGGCGCUCCCUCAACAUCUACUGCUUUGGCAGCGACAUUGCGCAAGUGCAGAGCCAGCUGCUGGGGCACCUGCAGCGCCUUCUCACCGGCCUCUACGUCUUGUGCCAACUCUUCCUGACGCCCCAGCUGUGGUCACAGCUGGCUUAUUUACCAGGCCUGGGGCUUGGGCUGGUCCAGAGUUAUAUGGAACAAUACCAGCUGGAGGCCGACACGUGA
Marmota flaviventris (yellow-bellied marmot) is the source of this 1275-nucleotide messenger RNA. NCBI's taxonomy places the organism in Eukaryota, Metazoa, Chordata, Mammalia, Rodentia, Sciuridae. The record is from RefSeq and is a predicted model, not a curated record.